AUGGCUCCAUCUUCCACUUCUUCAUCCUCCCUCGAUCGCCUCAACAGCAUCGCCAGUCACAUCUCCCCCGCCAUGUCUACCAUUUCGAGUUUCCCUGCCGACUCCGUGCCCCAGGCACCCGAGGACGCUCUCUUUGGCCUUGCCCGCGCUUACAAGGCCGACACGAGCUCCAACAAGGUUGAUCUGGGAAUUGGCGCCUACCGUGACAACAACGCAAAGCCCUGGGUUCUACCCGUUGUCAAAAAGGCCGACGAAAUCCUCCGAAACAACCCCGAACUCAACCACGAGUAUGCUCCGAUCGCCGGUAUCCCAGAGUUCACCUCCAAGGCCAGCGAGCUGAUGCUCGGUGCCGACUCCCCUGCCAUCAAGGAGGGCCGUGUCACGUCCAUGCAGACCAUCUCGGGCACUGGUGCUGUCCAUCUGGGUGCCCUCUUCCUUGCCCGCUUCUACAAGGGUUCCCGCCAAGUCUACGUCUCCAACCCGACCUGGGCCAACCACCACCAAAUCUUCCGCAAUGUCGACCUCGAGACCGUCGAUUACCCUUACUUUGAUAAGAAGACUCGUGGUCUCGACUUUGAGGGCAUGAAGUCCACCAUUCAGUCCGCGCCCGAGGGCUCCAUCAUCCUCCUCCACCCCUGCGCUCACAACCCUACCGGCGUCGACCCUACGCUAGACCAGUGGAAGGAGCUUGCUGCCAUUAUCCGCAGCAAGAAGCAGUUCCCCUUCUUCGACUGCGCCUACCAGGGCUUUGCCUCUGGCAACCUGGCUCGCGACGCCGCCGCUGUCCGCUACUUCAUUGAGCAGGGCUUCGAGCUUGUCAUUGCCCAGAGCUUCGCCAAGAACUUUGGUCUCUAUGGCGAGCGUGCUGGCUGCUUCCACGUCGUCACCGGUCCCGGUGCCGACGCCAAGUCCACCAUUGGCCGCAUUGCCUCCCAGCUCGCCAUUCUCCAGCGCUCCGAGAUUUCCAACCCACCUCUGUACGGUGCCCGCAUCGCUGCCACCGUCCUCAACGAUACCGCUCUCUUCAAGGAGUGGGAAGGCAACCUCGAGACCAUGUCUGGUCGCAUCAUCGACAUGCGCAAGGCCCUGCGAUCAAAACUCGAGUCGCUCGGCACCCCCGGCACUUGGAACCACAUUACCGACCAGAUUGGCAUGUUCAGCUUCACUGGUCUGACAGAGCCUCAGGUUCAGAAGCUCCGCGAAGAGUACCACAUCUACAUGACCAAGAACGGCCGUAUCAGCAUGGCCGGUCUCAACACACACAACGUUGACCAUGUUGCCACAUCAAUCAACAAGGUCGUUUCUGCUUCUCAGUAA
This is a messenger RNA of Akanthomyces muscarius, 1317 nucleotides long. RefSeq lists its product as uncharacterized. The transcript has 3 exons. NCBI's taxonomy places the organism in Eukaryota, Fungi, Ascomycota, Sordariomycetes, Hypocreales, Cordycipitaceae. Gene Ontology annotation, cellular component: cytosol. Gene Ontology annotation, biological process: L-aspartate biosynthetic process. Gene Ontology annotation, molecular function: pyridoxal phosphate binding; L-aspartate:2-oxoglutarate transaminase activity. The coding region runs from base 1 to 1317 and encodes 438 amino acids. The record is from RefSeq and is a predicted model, not a curated record.